This is a messenger RNA of Microthlaspi erraticum, 2982 nucleotides long. The record is from the annotation of a GenBank genome assembly. Lineage: Eukaryota; Viridiplantae; Streptophyta; Magnoliopsida; Brassicales; Brassicaceae.
AUGGUGGUGAUGACUCUGUUCUUGGUGGUCUUCUUGGUUUGUUCAUCACUGAGCCAACCUACGAUGGCAUUAACAUGUAAUCCCAUCGACUUAUCUUCGCUCCAGGGAUUCGCAGGAGCGUUGAAGAACAGGUCCGUAACAGAAUCUUGGCUAAACGGUUCGCGUUGCUGCGAAUGGGACGGUGUGUCCUGCGAUGUCUCCGGUCGAGUUUCAAAGCUAGUCCUAUCUGAAAAAGGUUUGGAAGGAUCGAUAUCGAGUUCUUUAUGCGAACUGAGCGAGCUUCGACUGCUUGAUCUCUCACGUAACCAGCUCAAAGGCGAAUUGCCUGCAGAGGUUUCAAACCUGAAGCAGCUUCAAGUUCUUGAUUUGAGCCAUAAUCUCUUGUCAGGGUCGGUUCUUGCAGCCGUUUCCGGUUUAAAACUGGUUCAGUCUCUUAACGUAAGCAACAAUCUGUUCCGAGAUGAGAUUCAUCAAGAGAUUUUCAGCUCAUUAAGUGAGAUUCAAGUUCUUGAUUUGUCGAUGAACCGCUUUCUUGGGAAUCUUGAUGGACUGUACAGUUGCAGCGGCUUAGAGCAACUCUCAGUCUCUGGAAACUACUUAACCGGAGAGCUGAGCAAGAACUUGAGCAACCUCUCUGCUCUCAAGUCUCUGCUGAUCUCCGAGAACCGAUUCUCCGGUGUGAUCCCGGAUGUUUUCGGUAACCUCACUCGGCUUGAACACCUCGACGUGAGCUCCAACAAGUUCUCAGGCGGGUUUCCGUCGAGCUUAACCCAAUCCAAGAAGCUGCGAGUUCUUGAUCUUAGGAACAACUCGUUAUCCGGUUCUCUCGACGACCUCAACUUCACUGGACUCACCGAUCUCUGCGUGCUCGACCUCGCAAGCAAUCACUUCUCCGGCCAUCUCCCAGACUCUCUCGGCCAUUGCCGCAAGAUCAAGAUCUUGAGCUUGGCCAAAAACGAGUUCACCGGAAAAAUCCCAAACACCUUCAAGAACUUAAAGUCUCUCUCCUUCCUCUCUUUAUCAAACAACAGCUUCGUGGACCUCUCCGAGGCAAUGAACGUGCUGCAGCAUUGUAGAAACCUUUCCACGCUCAUCCUCUCAAAGAACUUCAUGGCGGAGGAGAUGGCGGAGGACGUCACCGGAUUCGAAAGCCUCGCGAUCUUAGCCCUCGGAAACUGCGGUCUUAAAGGUCGGAUUCCGAGCUGGCUGUUGAACUGCAAGAAUCUUGAAGUUCUUGAUCUUUCUUGGAACCGCUUCUACGGAGCCAUCCCUCGCUGGAUCGACCAGAUGGAGAGUCUCUUCUACAUAGACUUCUCAAACAACACGUUGACCGGAGAAAUCCCGUUAGCCAUAACCGAGCUCAAGAGCUUGAUCCAUCUAAACUGCUCCGACUCUCAAACCACCGACGCUUUAAUCCCUCUCUACGUCAAGCGGAACAAGAGCUCGAGCGGUCUUCCUUACAGCCAAGUUUCAAGAUUCCCGCCGUCUAUCUAUCUGAACAAUAACCGACUCAACGGUACGAUCUUGCCGGAGAUCGGACGGUUGAAAGAGCUUCACAUGCUGGACUUGAGCAGGAACAACUUCACCGGGAAGAUACCAGACUCCAUCUCGGAGCUUGACAAUCUGGAGGUUCUUGAAUUGUCUUACAACCAUCUCAACGGGACGAUUCCUCUCUCGUUCCAGAGCCUCACGUUCUUGUCGAGGUUCAGCGUCGCGUAUAACCGUCUCGCCGGCGCGAUUCCCUCCGGUGGUCAGUUCUACAGCUUCCCUCACUCCAGCUUCGAAGGAAACUUGGGACUCUGUCGCGCGAUAGACUCUCCUUGCGACGUUCUGAUGAGUAACAACGUCUUGACACCGAAAGCUUCUUCUUCGGAUAACAAUGGCGGAAAGUUCGGGAGAGGAAGCAUUGUUGUACUCACCAUAAGUCUCGCCGUGGCGAUCACUCUGCUUCUCUCUGUUAUCUUACUAAGAAUCUCAAGAAAAGAUUCUUCCGAUGAUCGAAUCAACGACGUCGGCGAGGAAAUGAUGACUAGCGGAGAAGUUCCUAAACCUCCUCCGGGGACGUCGAAGAUUGUCCUUUUCCAUAGCUGCGGAUGCAAAGACCUCACCGUAGCGGAUCUCCUGAAGUCGACGAACAACUUCAGCCAAGCGAACAUUAUAGGAUGCGGCGGGUUUGGCCUAGUGUACAAGGCGAAUCUGCCGGACGGCUCGAAAGCCGCGGUGAAGCGGCUUUCCGGCGACUGCGGGCAGAUGGAACGGGAGUUCCAAGCGGAGGUGGAAGCCUUGUCGAGAGCUGAGCACAAGAAUCUCGUCUCUCUUCAAGGCUACUGCAAGCAUGGGAACGAUCGUCUCCUUAUCUACUCGUUUAUGGAGAACGGAAGCUUGGACUACUGGCUGCACGAGCGUGUUGUAGACGGUAACUUGACUCUUCUCAAGUGGGACGUGAGGUUGAAGAUAGCUCAAGGAGCGGCGCGUGGACUUGCUUACUUGCAUAAAGUCUGCGAGCCGAAUGUGAUCCAUAGAGACGUGAAGUCUAGUAACAUUCUGUUGGACGGGAGGUUCGAAGCUCAUCUUGCGGAUUUCGGGUUGGCGAGGUUGCUUAGGCCGUACGACACUCACGUCACGACUGAUUUGGUUGGGACUUUAGGUUAUAUACCUCCCGAGUAUAGCCAGUCUUUGAUCGCCACGUGUAGAGGAGAUGUUUACAGUUUCGGCGUUGUGCUUUUGGAGCUUGUGACUGGUCGUAGACCUGUGGAGGUUUGUAAAGGGAAGAGUUGUAGAGAUUUGGUGUCGAGGGUGUUUCAGAUGAAGGCUGAGAAGCGUGAGGCAGAGGUUAUCGAUGCGACGAUACGUGAGAGUGUGGAUGAGAGAGUGGUUUUGGAGAUGCUGGAGAUUGCUUGCAAGUGUAUUGAUCAUGAUCCUAGAAGAAGACCGUUGAUUGAAGAAGUCGUUGCUUGGCUUGAUGAUUUUCCAGUAGAGUGA